This is a messenger RNA of Achroia grisella, 881 nucleotides long. RefSeq lists its product as uncharacterized. NCBI's taxonomy places the organism in Eukaryota, Metazoa, Arthropoda, Insecta, Lepidoptera, Pyralidae. The coding region runs from base 103 to 783 and encodes 226 amino acids. The record is from RefSeq and is a predicted model, not a curated record. The transcript is spliced from 4 exons.
AGGCGAGCUUAAUGCCGUAUGGGAUUCUCCAUCAGCUAACCUUUAGGUAUACAGACAGCGAUGUGAGUAUGACGAAAAACGAUCACAAAGUACAUCUACAGUAUGACCGUUAUAUGUGUUAUCUUUCAACUUACAGCAGAAUACAUCCAUAUAGCCGGGAGAAGGUCUAAGUUGGUGAUAUACAAUGAAUACACAUUUUCAAAAAGAGCGCCCCUCCGCAAUGGAAUACGGUACGCGUGUUCUUGUGCCCUUAGCAAACGCUGCAAGGCGUAUGUUCAUGUAUCACAGGAUGAUAUAGUCAUUAAAGCCUAUACUGACCACAAUCAUGAACCUAUCAAAUAUGCUAAGACACCAAACGGUUAUUAUGUUAAUAUUUUAAGAUUCCCACAUUAUAUAGAGAUAGCGGGCAGAGGAUCGAAGUUACUUAUGUACGAAGAAUACACGUAUUUCAGAAGUGGUCGCGUGCGGGACGGAGGCUCACGAUUCACAUGCUCAGGUUAUGGCAGUAAAGGUUGCAAGGCUCAUAUUCAUAUUUCGAAAACUGCCUACGUGAGGAGCGCUAAAGGAUCAAUAUUGCUGUUGCUUCACAAUUAUACCUACAGCAAGAACGGGUUCAUCCGCGAUGGAGGUCUAAGAUACGCGUGCUCGCAAAUGGCAAAACACUGUAAAGCGUACGUCCACGUGUCGAAGCUUAAUCAGAUCGUGAAAGCUGAUUUAGUGCAUAAUCACGAACCUCCCAGCUAUUUGUUGACAAAAGAAGGAUAUUAUGUCCGUACAUCAUAAUUUUGUUUGUAUUUAAUUUUACUAUAGAUACCGGCAAAUCAUUUGAACACAAUUUGAUUCUAUGAUAGCGUAGUGGUUUAGAAAUAGAAAUAUUAUUU